Molecule: messenger RNA, 408 nt
Organism: Oikopleura dioica
Lineage: Eukaryota; Metazoa; Chordata; Appendicularia; Copelata; Oikopleuridae
Source: the annotation of a GenBank genome assembly
AUGCUUGAUAUGGAAGAAAUGGGCCGGAAAUCAACCACAAAUAAUCAUUUGAUACCGAUUGUUCAGACGCCAGACUCAAAUUUUGAAUUUGACAAUCGGAAUCCCUGCUUAUACAACAAGUACGAUGCGGUCGUCUCAGUCGAAAAUUACAAAGCUGAGUUCGCAGAAAUACUCGAUUUUUAUCCGAACAUCACGAGGCCUGACGAUUUUGGCGAACUGAACCACUCCGUCAACGGCGGAGUUUCAGGUUCGAUGAAAAAACUGCAAGAAAAAGUCCACGAAGUGAUGGACUCAAUGCCCUUGGAAACGAGAGAAAGGUUAAAAGCGUAUUUUGGUAGAGACAUGACGCUUUUUGGGUACCAUUGGAAUACGACGACGAAUGAUAUUGGCUUCAAAUACAAAGGAUGA